AUGGAUGAUUAAUAUGCUAUCUCAAUUAAUAUUGACAUCAAUACUUUCAUUUAUUAACUUAAUUCCUUCCUAAAUAAAUUCCAAUUUAAAUCUUUCCCUAAUAAACCUAUGGAAAUAUAAAAGAAACAUUCUUCUUUCAAAACAAUGUAUUCAGAUCAUUCCAAAUUUAAAACUCAAGAAUAAUAACCAAAUUAUUCUUAAAAAGAUUAAAUUCGAUUAGAUGAUUUUUAUAAACCUUGA
Molecule: messenger RNA, 240 nt
Organism: Paramecium sonneborni
Lineage: Eukaryota; Ciliophora; Oligohymenophorea; Peniculida; Parameciidae
Source: the annotation of a GenBank genome assembly